UGUGUUUGUCUGUUUUGGUUUUCAAUAUCUUUCACCAUGCCUGAUCCCGCGAAGUCCGCUCCCGCCCCGAAGAAGGGCUCUAAGAAGGCCGUGACCAAGGCGCAAAAGAAGGACGGCAAGAAGCGCAAGCGCAGCCGCAAGGAGAGCUACUCCGUGUACGUGUACAAGGUGCUGAAGCAGGUACACCCCGACACCGGCAUCUCCUCCAAGGCCAUGGGCAUCAUGAACUCGUUCGUCAACGACAUCUUCGAGCGCAUCGCGGGCGAGGCCUCUCGCCUGGCGCAUUACAACAAGCGCUCGACCAUCACGUCCCGGGAGAUCCAGACGGCCGUGCGCCUGCUGCUUCCCGGGGAGCUGGCCAAGCACGCCGUGUCCGAGGGCACCAAGGCCGUCACCAAGUACACCAGCUCCAAGUGAACGCUCUGACUUCACUCUUGACACAAAGGCUCUUUUCAGAGCCACCCACCUUCUCGACCAAAGCGCUGUUACUCGUUUUCUGUACUAUUAAGACCACCAGCUCCUGUCAAGACAGACCCGACUAAAAAGUAACAGAGAAAUGCAGUUCUCAAUCAAGCAUUACAACCAUUCUAAAAGAUAGCAUGGGUGGCUCUGAAAAGAGCCUUUGCGAUGGGCGCACGCUCACUCUAGCCAGGCUGCGGUGGUACACAGCCUUUAAUGCCUGCAAUCGAUAGACAGAGGCAGGUGGCUGUUUUGAGGUGGAGGCCAGCCUGUUCUACUGAGUUCCAGGACAACAGGGGCAAACAGAGAAACCCUUUCUAGAAAAAUGAAAACAAACAUAUCCAAAAGCUAGGCAUGGUGGUACAUGCCUUUGAUCCUAGUUCUUGGGAAGCAGAUGUAGGAGGAUCUCGGAGUUCUAGCCUAUAUAGACCACAGCAAAGCAAAGCCAAGCAAAAUGAGACAAAACAAAAAACAACAAACAACAAUAAUAAAACCAAAACGAACAAAAAACCCUGAAAAUGGUAAAUUGGUAAAGGCUCCUUGCUUCCAUUUCCUUGCCCCCUCUCUUGCCUGACUUCUUAGCCAAUUCACUAACAUUUCUUGUAAACCCCACUGACCUGUUCUAAACCAUCUGUCAGUGUUUUCCUGCCACAUCCCAAGGCAGCAGAGAAAGGGGAAAUUGUUGGCCAUGACCACAAAAAGGAGCCUCUGAAGUCUACUGAAGCCUCUUACCUGCUGACAGUCAAAAAAAGUAAAUGAAUAUUUAAAAAAUUGCAACAUAUUUGCUGAAUGUGUGCUAGAGACAAUCAUUUCUUUUAUACAGAUUUUUCAAUGUAGAAUGUUAAAAUAACAAUCAUGCUUAAGGCUCGAACUUGUAAGACAUUCAAUUAUGGCCUUCCCCUUUUCCAUAAUAUGUUCUGGGAAUUUUGCAAAUUACGUUAGCCCUUUGCAGUAAAAGAUCCUGAAAUUGUUUUGCAACCCUGGUGGCCUAGGCUUUUACCUUAUCAGCUGUGAACAUCCAAUGCCUAUCACAUACUGUACGCAUAUAUUAUGUAUUGAAGGACUCCUACGCAACACUUUGGACUGUAUCUUUGGAAGUUAAUAGAUUUGUAUAUAUUUAUGUUAUUGUAAAAGCCAUAUAUGAUGAAUAUUACUGUCUUUUUACUAUUAAAAAACAAAUUGUUUGA
This is a messenger RNA of Mesocricetus auratus (golden hamster), 1646 nucleotides long. Its product is annotated as histone H2B type 1-H. Bases 37 to 417 code for a protein of 126 amino acids. Gene Ontology annotation, molecular function: structural constituent of chromatin; DNA binding; protein heterodimerization activity. Gene Ontology annotation, cellular component: nucleosome. The transcript has a single exon. The record is from RefSeq and is a predicted model, not a curated record. NCBI's taxonomy places the organism in Eukaryota, Metazoa, Chordata, Mammalia, Rodentia, Cricetidae.